Molecule: messenger RNA, 1398 nt
Organism: Pollicipes pollicipes
Lineage: Eukaryota; Metazoa; Arthropoda; Thecostraca; Pollicipedomorpha; Pollicipedidae
Product: facilitated trehalose transporter Tret1-like
Exons: 1
Coding region: 73-1371 (432 amino acids)
Biological process (GO): transmembrane transport
Cellular component (GO): membrane
Molecular function (GO): transmembrane transporter activity
Source: RefSeq, a predicted model, not a curated record
UCCGAGGACGCCGACCUGGCGCUGACCGCGUCGCAGGUCUCGUGGAUCGUAGCAAUAUUCAACAUUGGCACCAUGGUAGGCUUCAUUACGUCCAGCCACGUCAACCCGCUGCUGGGCACGGUACGCCUGGUCCAGAUCUUCUCGCCACUGGUGGCCGCCGGGUGGAUGCUGAUGGCGUUCGGCGGCAGCUUCUGGGUCAUCCUGGCUGGCCGGGUGCUGGUCGGCGUGUCCAUCGGAGUCUGCUUCGGGCCUUCAAUUACCCAUGUCGGCGAGACCUCGUCAGUGAACGUGCGCGGCUGCCUAGCGUCCUUUCUCAUGGUGGGCAACUGCUUCGGCGUCACGUGCGCCUAUCUCUUCGGGUGGCUGCUGGGCUGGCGACACUCGUGUCUGGUUAUCGGCAUUGGACCAAUGGCACUGCAGUUCCUGACGUCACUGAUGUUUCCACGUUCGGCCAGAUGGCUCGUCUCCAAGGGACAUCCGCUGGAGGAGGCGGAGCGAUCGCUGCGCUUCUACCAUGGCCAGAGCUAUGACGUCGACAAGCAGAUUGAGGACAUCAAGAAGUCGCUAGGUGAUACACACAAGCAUAACGCAACGCUGCUGCAGGGGCUGCGUCUGCUCAAGCACCGGCACAACCUCAUACCGUUCUCCCUGAUUAUCGUCAUGCACGUGUUCUUUGUAUUCUCAGGCGGGCUGACGGCCACCUCCUUCGCGCCGAUCGUCUUCAAAGACGUGGGAGGCUUCACCAACCCGUACCUAGGCUCUAUCCUGCUUGGGGUGGUACGAACGGUCACGGCCGUUUUCUGCGCCAUCGUUAUAGAGAAGGUCAAACGAAAGACGCUGCUGACGAUAAAUGGCAUAGUCGGGGCGGCGGCCUGUCUUGUGUGUGGCUGCUCCUUUUACUACAGCGAGCAGCUGGCCGACUACGGCUGGAUCCCACUGGUCUCCAUCCUCGUCAUCGUUUGCUCCAUGUCCGCCGGCAUCAGUCCUCUGAUGGCCGUCAUGUUCUCGGAGCUGCUGCCCAACGCAAUCCGCACAGAGCUCAGCGGUGCAUGCCUACUCUUUUUCGGCGCUGCCAACUUCGUCAUGAUGUACUCGUUCCCAUUGGCCAUCUCCAGCCUGGGUAUGCACGGAAUGUUUUGGUCUUUCACUGCGAUGCACUUGUUUAUGUUAUUCUUUGCGAUUUUCUGCCUGCCGGACACAAAAGGGAAAUCCAUAGAGGAAAUUCAACAGCUGUUUGUGAAAAACGUCAGCCCUGCAAAUGAACCAGUGCACAUCCAUGUUGAGGAAAACAGGGGAAGAAAACAUGCUGAAACUCUCGAUGCCACGUGCGAGGUCCAUACGGAACACAACACAGCAAACUCGCAAAUGUGAAAGAUUUCUGAAACGCUGGUGCGCGCA